Messenger RNA from Larimichthys crocea (large yellow croaker), 7521 nucleotides. RefSeq names its product myosin-11. Gene Ontology annotation, biological process: actomyosin structure organization. The record is from RefSeq and is a predicted model, not a curated record. The coding region runs from base 609 to 6458 and encodes 1949 amino acids. The transcript has 41 exons. NCBI's taxonomy places the organism in Eukaryota, Metazoa, Chordata, Actinopteri, Sciaenidae. Gene Ontology annotation, molecular function: actin filament binding; ATP binding; microfilament motor activity. Gene Ontology annotation, cellular component: myosin filament; cytoplasm; myosin II complex.
UUGGACAUUUGGACAUGGGGACUUAUGGAGACUGACUCACUUCUGGAGCCAGCCUCAGGUGGACGUUAGAGGAACUGCAGUUUGUGGCUGUGUUUGGCUUCAACUCCAACGUUUUAUCCCCUUCGUCUGUCAGCAGGUCAGAGGUCAAACCGAUUCCCAUCAACCCACCAGAAGCUGACCCAGUCACCAGUAAACUACCACCAGCAAUCGUCUCCGACAUCUGUGCACCUGAUUCAACCGCUAACGGUGACAUCUCAAACAUGGCUGACCCCGCCACCGACGACAACAAGUACCUCUUCCUGCAAAAUGACUUUCAAAACAGCGGCGUGGCACAAGCCGAUUGGUCGGCUAAGAAGAUGGUGUGGGUGCCGUCAGAGAGGGACGGCUUCGAGCCGGCCAGCUUAAAGGAGGAGAAGGGUGAUCAGGUAAUCUGAGUGUCUGGGCUGUUGUAGUCACAUGACUUUUUAAUUGUACUUUUAAUGGAUGAUAUGGAAGUUCCAUGAUGCCGAGCCUCAAGUUGUAAAUACUGAGAUUUGCAUUUAUGGAAGAACCUUUACUGUAAAAUGAUGGUCUUCAAAGAUGACACAGAGCUGUUAUUAAUAUCAUAAAUGUGUUUUUGGCUGCAGGUUAUCGUGGAGUUCUCCAACGGUCAGAAGAUGACGGUGAACAAAGACGACAUCCAGAAGAUGAACCCGCCCAAGUUCAGCAAGGUGGAGGACAUGGCCGCCCUCACCUUCCUCAACGAAGCCUCCGUCCUUCACAACCUGCGAGAGAGAUACUUCUCCAGCCUGAUCUACACGUACUCAGGUCUGUUCUGCGUGGUGGUCAAUCCCUACAAGAUGCUCCCCAUCUACUCUGAAAAGAUCAUCGAAAUGUAUAAAGGCAAGAAACGUCACGAGGUGCCACCACACAUCUACUCCAUCACAGACAACGCCUACAGGAACAUGAUGCAAGACCGCGAGGAUCAGUCCAUCCUCUGCACAGGUGAGUCUGGAGCCGGAAAGACAGAAAACACCAAGAAGGUGAUUCAGUACCUGGCUGUCAUCGCCUCCUCACACAAGGGCAAGAAAGACGUAAAUCCUCAGCAACAGGGAGGCUCUCUGGCCUUUGGGGAGCUUGAGAAGCAGCUGCUGCAGGCGAAUCCCAUCCUGGAGGCAUUUGGAAACGCCAAAACCAUCAAGAACGACAACUCCUCACGAUUUGGCAAGUUCAUCAAGCUCAACUUUGAUGUGACCGGCUUCAUUGUUGGGGCCUAUAUUGAUACCUACCUGCUUGAGAAGUCUCGCUGUAUUCGUCAAGCCAACACCGAGAGAGCCUUUCACAUCUUCUACUACAUGGUGGCAGGAGCCAAAGACAAGCUGAGGGAGGAUCUUCUUCUGGAGAACUGGAGCUCCUAUCGCUUCCUGUUGGCUGGUCACGUGGAGAUCCCUGGUCAGCAGGACGACGUGAUGUUCGAGGAGACUCUGGAGGCCAUGGCGAUCAUGGGCUUCACUGAGGACGAGAGAAUAGGGAUGUUGAAGGUGGUGUCCACUGUCCUCCAGCUGGGCAACAUCAAGUUUGACAAGGAGAGGAACAGCGAGCAGGCGAACAUGCCUGACAACACCGCUGCCCAGAAGGUGUGUCACCUGCAGGGCAUCAACGUCACCGACUUCACCCGCGCCAUCCUCACCCCGAGAAUCAAAGUGGGCAGGGAGGUGGUGCAGAAGGCGCAAACCAAGCAGCAGGCUGAUUUUGCGGUGGAGGCUCUGGCUAAGGCGAUGUACGACCGCCUGUUUCGUUGGAUCCUGGCCAGAGUCAACAAGACGCUGGACAAGAGUAAGAGGCAGUCGUCCUCUUUCCUGGGAAUCCUCGACAUUGCUGGCUUUGAGAUUUUUGAGGACAACUCCUUCGAGCAGCUCUGCAUCAAUUACACCAAUGAGCGUCUACAGCAGCUCUUCAACCACACCAUGUUCAUCAUGGAGCAGGAGGAGUACAAAAGAGAGGGCAUCGAGUGGAACUUCAUCGACUUCGGCCUCGACCUGCUGCCCUGCAUCGAGCUCAUCGAGAAGCCGAAUAACCCUCCAGGCAUCCUGGCCCUGCUGGACGAGGAGUGUUGGUUCCCCAAAGCCACUGACGUUACCUUCGUGGAGAAGCUGAUGAACACCCACAACGGUCACAUGAAGUUCUCCAAACCCAAACAGCACAAAGAUAAAAUGAUGUUCAGUGUUCUGCACUACGCUGGGAAGGUCGACUAUAAUGCAGAUAACUGGUUGACAAAGAACAUGGAUCCUCUGAACGACAAUGUGACCGCUCUGCUCAACAACUCCUCCAGCACCUUCAUCCAGGAUCUGUGGAAAGACGUGGAUCGAGUGGUCGGUCUGGAGACCAUGACCAAGAUGUCAGAGAGUUCAGUACCCACUAAAUCCAAGAAGGGCAUGUUCCGCACCGUGGGUCAGCUGUACAAGGAGUCGCUCAGCAAACUGAUGACCACGCUGCACAACACCCAGCCCAACUUUGUCCGCUGCAUCAUCCCAAACCACGAGAAGAGGUCGGGGAAGAUGGACUCCAACCUGGUGCUGGAGCAGCUCAGGUGUAAUGGCGUGCUGGAAGGUAUCCGGAUCUGCAGACAGGGAUUCCCGAACCGCAUCGUGUUCCAGGAGUUCAGACAGAGAUACGAGAUUCUGGCUGCUAGUGCCAUCCCUAAAGGCUUCAUGGACGGGAAGCAGGCGUGCUGUCUGAUGGUAAAACAUCUGGAUCUGGAUCCAAACCUGUAUCGUAUCGGUCAAAGUAAGAUGUUCUUCAGGACAGGAGUCUUGGCUCAGCUAGAGGAGGAGAGAGACCUCAAACUGACCGUUGUCAUCAUCGCCUUCCAAGGACAAGCCAGAGGCUUCCUGGGCCGCAAGGCGUUCAGUAAACGUCAGCAGCAACUCACCGCUAUGAAGGUCAUCCAGAGGAACUGCGCCUGUUACCUCAAACUCAAGAACUGGCAGUGGUGGAGGCUCUUCACCAAGGUGAAGCCCUUGCUGCAGGUCACCAGACAAGACGAAGAAAUGGGUCAGAAAGAGGAAGAACUGAAGGCAGUGAAAGCGGCGGCAGCGAAGGCCGAGGCCGAGCUGAAGGACAUCUCCCAGAAACACAGCCAGCUGAUGGAGGAGCGAGCCCAGCUGGAGAUGAAGCUCCAGACAGAGACUGAGCUGUACGCCGAGGCUGAAGAGAUGAGGGUUCGACUGGAGGCCAAGAAGCAGGAGCUGGAGGAGGUGCUGCACGAGAUGGAGGCCCGGCUUGAGGAGGAGGAGGAGCGCAGCCUUUCUCUGCAGCAGGAGAAGAAGGAAAUGGAGGAGACGCUGCAGCUGAUGGAUGCCCGCAUAGCAGAGGAAGAAGAUGCUCGUCAGAAGCUGCAGCUGGAGAAAGUAUCUGUGGAGGGAAAAGUGAAGAAACUGGAGGAGGACGUUCUGCUCAUGGAGGACCAGAACAACAAGCUGCAAAAGGAACGAAAGCUUCUGGAGGAGAGGAUGGCUGAUCUGAGCUCCAACCUGGCAGAGGAAGAGGAGAAGUCCAAGAACCUAACGAAACUCAAGAACAAACACGAGUCAAUGAUCUCCGACCUCGAGGUGCGUAUGAAGAAGGAGGAGAAAGGUCGUCAAGACGUGGAGAAAGCCAAGAGGAAGGUGGAGGCGGAAAUGGCCGACCUCCAGGAGCAGCACGCCGACCUGCAGGCCCAGCUAGCCGAGCUCCGAGCCCAGCUAGCCGCCAAGGAGGAGGAGCUCCAGGCCAUGCAGGCCCACUUAGAGGAGGAGAGCAGGCAGCGUGGGGCUGCGGUGAAGCGGAUCCGGGAGAUGGAGGUUCUACUUUCAGAGCUGCAGGAGGACCUGGAGGCGGAGAGGGCGGCCAGGGGGAAGGUGGAGGCGGCUCGGCGGGAUCUCGGAGAGGAGCUGAACGCUCUUCGCAGCGAGCUGGAGGACAGCCUGGAUACCACGGCCGCCCAGCAAGAGCUACGGGCGAAGCGUGAACAGGAAGUGGCCAUGCUGAAGAAAGCCAUGGAGGACGAAGGAAGGAGCCACGAGGCCCAAAUCCAAGACCUGAGACAGAAACACAGCCAGGCGGUGGAGGAGCUCAGUGAGCAGCUGGAGCAGGCCAAGAGAGUUCGAGCUGGUCUGGAGAAAGCCAAGCAGGCUCUGGAGAAGGAGUCGGCAGAUCUGAGCGCCGACCUGAGAUACGUCGCCAGCGCCAAACAGGACGUGGAGCACAAGAAGAAGAAGGUGGAGGGUCAGCUGAACGACCUGAACUCACGCUUCAACGAGAGCGAGCGGCAGAGGACCGAGCUUGCGGAGCGAGUCUCCAAGAUGACGGUGGAUCUGGACAGUGUGACGAGUCUGUUGAACGAGGCCGAGGGGAAGAACAUCAAGCUGAGUAAAGAUGUCUCCACUAUGAACUCCCAGCUCCAUGAUGCUCAGGAGCAACUGUCAGAAGAAACCCGUCAGAAGCUGAAUGUGUCUGGACGUCUCCGUCAGAUGGAGGAUGACAGGAACAACCUGAUGGAGCAGCUGGAGGAGGAGACCGAGGCCAAACGGGCGGUGGAGAGGCAGAUCUCCAGCCUCAACAUGCAGCUGUCUGACUACAAGAAGAAGCUUGACGAGACGUCUGGGACGGUGGAGCUGCUGGAGGAGGCCAAGAAGAGACUUCAGCGCGAUCUCGAAGCUGCCAACAGUGAGUAUGAGGAGAAGGCCACGGCCUACGACAAGCUGGAGAAGAGUCGGAUGCGACUGCACCAGGAGCUGGAAGACGUCCUGAUGGACCUGGACAGUCAGCGGCAGCUCGUGUCCAACUUGGAGAAGAAGCAGAAGAAGUUUGAUCAGAUGUUGGCAGAGGAGCGAGCAGUGUCCUCUAAGUUCGCAGAUGAGCGUGAUCGAGCGGAGGCGGAGGCGAGGGAGAAGGAGACGCGACUGUUAGCUCUGGGCAGAGCGCUGGACGAGAACCAGGGCGCUCUGGAGGAGGCGGAGAAGACCUUGAAGACCCUCCGAGCCGAGAUGGAGGACCUCAUCAGCUCCAAGGACGACGUGGGGAAGAACGUCCACGACCUGGAGAAGGCCAAGCGUGGCCUGGAGGCCAUCGUGGAGGAGAUGAGAAUGCAGAUGGAGGAGCUGGAGGACGAGCUGCAGGUCGCAGAGGAUGCCAAACUACGUCUGGAGGUCAACAGUCAAGCGCUCAGAGCUCAGCAUGAGCGGGAGCUCCACGCCCGCGACGAGAUGGGCGAGGAGAAGAGGAAGCAGCUCUUCAGACAGGUGCGUGAGCUGGAGGCGGAGCUGGAGGAGGAGAGACGGCAGCGGGGUCAAGCAUCCGGCAGCAAGAAGAAGCUGGAGGGGGAGCUGAAGGACAUGGAGGACCAGCUGGAGGCCACGAGCAGGGGGCGCGACGACGCCGUCAAGCAGCUCCGCAAGAUCCAGGGCCAGGUGAAGGAGCUCCAGAGGGAGCUGGACGACUCCCGUGCGGCCCAGAAGGAGGUCCUGAACUCAGCCAGAGAGUCUGAGCGCCGGUCCAAGGCGAUGGAGGCCGACAUCGUCCAGCUGCAUGAGAUGCUGGCAGCAGCUGAGCGAGCUCGUAAACAGGCAGAGACGGAAAGAGACGAACUGUCCGAAGAACUGACCAGUAACUCCUCUGGAAGAUCGCUGGUGUCGGAUGAGAAGCGUCGUCUGGACACUAAGAUCAGCCUGCUGGAGGAGGAGCUGGAGGAGGAGCAGGCUAACGUGGAGAGCCUCAACGAGCGGCUGAGGAAGAGCCAGCAGCUGGUGGAUCAGCUGAGCGUCGAGCUGGCUUCAGAGCAGUCCUCCUCUCAGAUCAGGGAGGGAUCCCGGCAGCAGCUGGAGAGACAAAACCGGGAGCUGAAGGCCAAAGUUCAGGAGGCCGAAGGUCAGAGCCGCUCCAGGCUCAAGUCCUCCAUCGCCGCCCUGGAGGCCAAACUGAGGGAGGCUGAGGAGCAGCUGGAGGUGGAGAGCAGAGAGCGUCAGACCAGCGCCAAGAAUAUGCGCCAGAAGGAGAAGAAGCUGAAGGACUACACCUUCCAGCUGGAGGACGAGAGGAAGCAGGCGCAGCAGUACAGAGAGCAGGCGGAGAAGGGCAGCGUGCGGGUGAAGCAGCUGAAGCAUCAGCUGGAGGAGGUGGAGGAGGAGGCUCAGCGUGUCGCUGCGGCUCGCAGGAAACUGCAGAGGGAGCUGGAGGAGGCGAGCGAGGCCAACGACUCCCUGAACAGAGAGGUGUCUUCACUCCGGAGCAAGCUGAGGCGUGGUGGCGGCGGCGGCGGGGAGGUGGCGUUCGGCAGCUCCAGUCCACGGAGCGGAGGCAGCAGCUUCAGGAGCUACGGGAGCGUCAGCCGGAGGAGCACCUUCAGAGAGAACUCAGCCGAGCUUCAGGAGGAGGACCAUCGCGCCCCGUCUCCUCCGGCCUUCACCUCCUCUCUGGAGGCUGACAAUCCCGACGAGUAAUUUGAAUUUUAAUGAUCAGAGUUUCAGUUUUAGAAAUACUGGCAGCUUCAGUCAGUAACAGGCCAAACGUUUCUGCUUCUUUCUUGUCAUAGCUCACUUUUGUUUUCACAGCAGCCGCGUCCUCAUGAUGUCAUCCCAUCAUGUGACUGUCCACAUUAUUCAGUUUCAUUUGGGGAAAUAAAUCUAAUUAUUUAAGGAAAUAAUUAUCAUGUAAUUCACACAAAAAAACAAACAAACAUCUGGAAUCAGAUUCACAGCUCAAACUUUUAAAGGUUUUGUGACGUGAAGCAACAAAAAAAAACUUAUUUUCAAUGUUUAUGGAUCAUCAUGACAUUUUCUGUUAAUUUAAUAUAUAUUCAUAUUUAUUUAUAUUCCAGGUAUUUUAAAUAAUUCCCACAUAUGAAGUCUGUUUAUUUCCAGAAUCCUAAAAUACUUUUCCAACAUGUUUCUGAAGCUGCGACCUGCCAGAAAAAUCAUCCGUCUUUUAUCACCGUUUUUGUAUAAAAAUAUCAAAUAUCGGAAAGAAACACCAACAUGUAUCAGUCUGUCUGUGAAGGAGUAUUUCUCUACCAUCGUUCACACCUGGAUCGUUAGUGCUUCUUGUUGUCGUGACGACUAACGUCUGACUCGUUAUGGCCACCUGCGCUCAGGUGUGAACGACGGUAGCUGGAGUCACGUGACGUCUCAGGCGGCCUCGUCCUCUGUUGACGGAGUCUCUCUGAGAUUUAACGUUUAGUCCAUACAAAUAUAUUCUGAUUAAUGACGUAUUAUAUUAUAACAAUUAAAGCGACAACACUUUUCUUACCUUACCGUCAGUCACAACUUCAGAAACAUUAAAAAUCUUUGCAGCAGUUUAAAUAUUUUUUAUCCCAAGACUUCAGAUUCUGGAAAUAUCUUCAGUCUUAUAAAAUAUAUUUUAUUGACAGUCUGUAACCAUUUAAACCAAAUAUAUAACCUAUAAUGAAACGACGUCAGACUUUCUGCUUUGUGACUAUUAAACUGCUACUAAACCCUCACACACACGUGUCGACUCAUAUUCAGAGUUUUACACUUUCCAUCAUGA